AUGCUCGACCCGAACCGCCUCACGCUUGUCGAGCGCUGGGCCAUCAAUGCCUCUGAUUCCCAGUUCAAUGCGCUCUCUGGCGCAAUAGGAGGCUUCACGUCAGGUGUCGUCACGUGCCCGCUGGACGUGAUCAAGACCAAGCUACAGGCCCAAGGGGGCUUUUCCGCAGCUGAAAAGGGCCUGCGAGGGGGGCAGGCCAAGGUUUACGAGGGCUUGCUCGGCACGGGGAGGGUAAUAUGGAAGGAGGAGGGUCUGCGUGGAAUGUACAGAGGUCUUGGUCCCAUAAUAUUAGGGUAUCUACCGACCUGGGCUGUGUGGUUCACCAUCUACAACAAGAGCAAGAUAUGGCUGGGACAAUAUCAGCAAAACUCGUUUGUGGUCAACUUCUGGUCGUCCAUCAUAGCUGGUGCCAGCAGUACUAUCGCCACAAACCCGAUAUGGGUCAUCAAAACUAGGUUAAUGUCACAGUCAGGCCGUCACAGCAGACAAAAAAUUUUCUUGCAUCCUAAAGGCUCCAACACACCAACGUCCCGGCCAACCCUCCACGCGCCGUGGCACUACAGGUCGACACUGGAUGCGGCACGCAAAAUGUAUAGCUCCGAGGGCAUCCUCUCGUUCUACUCGGGCCUUACGCCGGCCCUCCUCGGCCUCACUCACGUUGCGGUCCAGUUUCCCGCGUACGAAUAUCUCAAACUAAAGUUCACAGGGAGGGCCAUGGGGGUAGCGCCCAUUGCCGGCCAAGACGAAAAGGCGCACUGGUUUGGCAUCUUGUCGGCCUCUAUUCUUUCCAAAAUCCUCGCCAGCAGCGCCACAUACCCUCACGAGGUGAUCCGCACACGGCUGCAGACGCAGCGACGGCCAAUACCUGGCCAAGAGUACAUGCAGGGUCUUGGAGGGGCCGCGGCCGAGCAGGGCUCCCAAGGGGGGCCAUCCCAGCCGCAAGAACAAGUCCAGAAGCAACAACGCCAGACGCCGAAGUAUAGGGGCGUCGUCAUGACCUUCCGCACCAUCCUCCAUGAGGAGGGCUGGAGGGCUUUCUACGCGGGCAUGGGCACCAACAUGAUGCGGGCCGUGCCGGCGGCGACAGUCACCAUGCUCACAUAUGAGUAUGCAAUGCGACAGCUCAACCAAACGCGAGCCCGCGGCCAGGAGAAGCUACAGUACCAACUCGAGCACCCGAAUUUCUGA
Lasiosphaeria miniovina is the source of this 1188-nucleotide messenger RNA. RefSeq names its product mitochondrial carrier domain-containing protein. Gene Ontology annotation, cellular component: mitochondrion. The transcript is spliced from 2 exons. Gene Ontology annotation, biological process: pyrimidine nucleotide import into mitochondrion. Bases 1 to 1188 code for a protein of 395 amino acids. Gene Ontology annotation, molecular function: pyrimidine nucleotide transmembrane transporter activity. The record is from RefSeq and is a predicted model, not a curated record. NCBI's taxonomy places the organism in Eukaryota, Fungi, Ascomycota, Sordariomycetes, Sordariales, Lasiosphaeriaceae.